CCUCGCAGGAAGGUGGGCGGCUUCUGAAAUCGUUUGCCAACUACUCGGUCUUAGAGAGCUGUAAGCAUGAAUCUUUGAAUCCAUUUCCUUGGUGCAUAUGAAUUCUACCUCCGACACGUGAAGGGAUCGGUAAGGCUUGAAGUCAAGCGUUUUGGCAAACGAUCAGGGGCAUCAAUGAAGGAGUUAUGAGUUCCGAAAAGCGGAUUUCGGUAAAGCGUAGGCAGAUAUUUUAGUGUAUAACGCGUGUUAAAAAUGUUUCCCACUAACCUACAAUUAGUGUUAAAUUAAAACUUUUUACUUGGUUUUACAAUGAAUUAAUGUCAAGCAUAAAUAAUCACCAAGGAAGUUAAAACUGGUACCAAAUGGACCGCAAAGUCGUAUCCUUUCAUCACAAGUCCCUAACCAGUAAGAUAUUAGAUGGAAGAGUCGACAGCAGCAACGAAAACUCGCCGGAAAUGCCAAAAAGAUCUCGGACUCUAAAUGACAGAAGAAUAUCACAUCAAUCUCGGUCAUCUCUCCGAAGAGCCUCCAUUAUAAAUAAUCGAAAAGGCAGUGCAUCAAUAAGAAAACUUUCUACUUAUAGCGUAGCUUCCAGAGGUAACUGGGGUUCCAAGUGGGAAUUUCUUUUAUCCUGCGUGGGAUUUUCAGUGGGUAUUGGCAAUGUUUGGCGAUUUCCGUAUUUAGCCUAUGAACAUGGUGGUGGUGCUUUUCUCAUCCCAUAUCUGCUCAUGUUACUUCUGGCUGGAAAGCCUCUUUAUUUUAUGGAACUUGCAUUCGGCCAAUUUGCAGGACUGGGACCUCUAGCCAUAUGGAAUUGCUUACCUAUAGCAAAAGGUAUUGGUUACGCAAUGGUCACAAUUUCCAUAAUCAUCUGUUCAUAUUACAAUGUCAUCGUGUCAUAUACAGUAUUUUACAUGGCAUCCACAUUUCAGGCAACGGUGCCAUGGGCUUCGUGUCCUGUUUAUCCAGACAAUGUCACUCACUGUUUGACAAGGAAUGAGUUGAGUAAUAUUACUCACGUUGGAUCGAAGCUGUCGAGUGAAGUCUAUUGGGAAAAUUAUGUUUUGGCUCUAUCACCAGGAAUAGAUGAGCCAGGUGGGAUAAAAUGGGAUCUGUGUCUUUGCCUCCUAUUAAGUUGGAUCGUGGUUAUUGCUUGUCUACUUAAAGGAAUUAAAACAUCUGGAAAAGUGGUAUAUUUUGCUGCUACAUUUCCUUACUGUAUACUUUUUAUUCUCCUUGUAACUGGUCUCUUACAAGAAGGUUCUCUGAAAGGGAUACAGUAUUUUUUCAUGCCUGACUGGCACAAACUUUUAGAUAUCAGGGUAUGGCAAGCGGCUGCCGGCCAGAUGUUCUUUUCCUUGGGAGUAUCGAUGGGGGCCUUAAUUAUGUACAGCAGUUACAAUGAUUUUAGAAAUGAUAUAUUCCGGGAUGCAAUGGUUGUAAGCGUCAUGGAUACAAUCACCAGUAUCAUAUCUGGAAUGGUUAUCUUCUCUGUUCUCGGGGCCAUGGCACAUGACUUAGGACCAGAUACAAGCAUAGAAGAUGUAGUUGAUAGUGGACCUGGUUUAGCAUUCAUGACCUAUCCGGAGGCUUUGAGUAGAUUACCUAUUCCACAGUUGUGGUCUAUUCUUUUCUUCUUCAUGCUCUUCAUCUUGGGAUUAGAUAGCGAAUUUGCAUUGAUGGAAAACUUUUUGACGAGCUUCUGUGAUGAAUUCCCCCGGCUACGAAAUCAUAAGGCAAAGUUUUGUAUUCUAUUGGGCAUCUUCUGCUUCUUGUUAGGACUACCAUGCGUCACAAAAGGUGGCCAGUAUGUACUAGAAAUGAUGGACAAAUACGGAGGUGGUACAGCCGUAGUUUGUGUUGCUGUAGUUGAGAGCAUCGCAAUUCCAUGGAUUUAUGGCGUUGAUCGAUUUUGCGAGGACAUACAUUUCAUGCUUGGAAGAAAACCCAGCUGGUAUUGGAGAUGGACGUGGAAAAUUACUGCUCCAGUCAUUUUGACAUUUGUCUUUGUCUAUUCAUUGGUUGAGCAUGAGACGCUGAAAUAUGGCGAUUACGACUUUCCAGACUGGGCUGAUGGAGUGGGUUGGCUCUUGGCUGCAAUUUCCAUGCUUCAAAUACCCUUUUGGGCUGCAGUUGCAAUUUGGAAUCAAAAUGGAAGUACUUUUAAAGAGAAAUUUCUACGGGCAUGUCGUCCAACAGAUGAAUGGGGUCCGAGUGACGAUAUGAUUAAAGCAUACUACAAGAUGCACAUGGAACAAAUUACUCCUGACCAAGCAGCAAAAUUGACAGACGAUGCUUCUUGCAAAGGUUUGGCUCAAAGCAAUAACGAAACGGACCUUAUGGAAUAUCUGUGAAAUCAUUCUAUAUGUUAUAAAACUAUCUGUUAUGAACUCUUAUUGCUGUUGAAAAAUGUAGAGUUAAUAUUGCAUACAGAUCAUUAAUUCUAGAAAGUUUUCCGUAAUAAUCACCCUUAAUAUAUCAGGAGAUUUAGUUGAGCGAUUAUAAGUUUGGAGAAGAGGUAGGGUACAUUAAAAAAUAGAGAAUUACAGAGCAAACAUGUCAAUGUACGUCAUUAUCAUCGCUUCCCUAUUAUGUGUAUUGGCUGUUCGUUGCGCAUAUGAACCGCCAUUUUUAUUUGUCUAAAUUAUCUUAAUUUUACAUUUUCUAAUAAUUAAUGUCAAAAUUUUCCCCAGAUUCAACAUAAUUUAUCAAUUUGACAUCAACUUCCCCAACUUACCUGCUUAAUCACCUAAUUAGUGACAAUCACAGUAAAACUACAAAAUCUGAGCCUAUUUGACUGCUAUUUUCAUCAGUAAUUAUAGGAGAACACCAAAUCGAACACCAAUUUUUAUUUACAGUUUAUGUAAACAAAAAUGCAUUUUUAAAUGUGCACAAAAAGCUUGUCUAAAAUAAUGAAGCUCCCCUAGUGGUGUACGAUGACGUUUCUGACCAUGCGUUGUGAUGCAAUUCUCAAUCCUUGUGCCCUACUUCCCUUCCAAAUCUGCAACCGUUGAACUGAUUAACCUUGCAUACAUGUAAAAUCCUUGUCAAAAAUCUAUAUUCAUUAUGGAUUGCAAAUCAAUAUUUAAACAAGAGAAAAAUUAAAACUCUAUGGAGUAACCGGUAAGGAAUGAGAAGGGAAAAGUGUCAAAACCAGUUUGAUUGCCUUGAUUGGAAGAUGUUUCUGACAAUCAUCCUUCAAUUCCUCUCUGUUUCCUUCGGCAACCAAUUAUGUUUUUAUUGUUUAAGUUUUUUCUUCCUCAGUAUUGAUUCGUGAGAUACCGAUAGCCUUAUUUGUGACAAUGUGUGUGCUUUUUUUUAACUUCAUUGUUGAAUGAUUCUAAAAAUUAUAUAUUGAGAGUGAUCAUUACGGAACACCUUGUAUAUUUGCUACAUCAUUGCAUACGCAUAAAAAGGCAAUCAUUUUAUAGUAUUUGUAAAGAGGAAGUUUUCAUGUUAUAUUAAGCUGGCUCAUAUAAUGCAAGAUAUAUUUUGUGCAAUUUGUAUUUAUUGUAAAAGAAUAUAUUCGUUAGUGUCAUUAUUUUGUAGCAAUAAAGCGUUGUGUUACUCAGUUU
Parasteatoda tepidariorum (common house spider) is the source of this 3575-nucleotide messenger RNA. Its product is annotated as sodium-dependent proline transporter. Gene Ontology annotation, cellular component: plasma membrane. Lineage: Eukaryota; Metazoa; Arthropoda; Arachnida; Araneae; Theridiidae. Gene Ontology annotation, biological process: amino acid import across plasma membrane; sodium ion transmembrane transport; nitrogen compound transport. The record is from RefSeq and is a predicted model, not a curated record. Gene Ontology annotation, molecular function: glycine transmembrane transporter activity; amino acid:sodium symporter activity.